GCCUGUGCCUGUGCUUGUGCUCACUUGUUUGGUCCAUCUUCCAACAGAGCAACCCUGUCCUUCUCUGAGAAAGUGAAGAACCAAAUCAGGCAAAAUGACGGAGAAAAGGAUGUCUAUGAGUCGGAAACACAACCUGAAGGGCAUGAUGCUCCAGGUUGCAAAAGAUCUCCUUGAGGCGGAAGCCAUUCAGAAAGUGGAGGAGAGGGAGCGGUACAUGGAGGAUAGCGUCCCACCCCUCGUAAUUCCACACAGCAAAGAUGAACUGCAGGAGCUGUGCCGAGAGCUGCAAACCAAGAUAGACAUCAUUGAUGAGGAGAGAUACAUUUUAGAGCACACAGCAAAUCGAGUUGUCAAUGAGGUUAAGGACUUAAACAUCAAAAUCGUGGACCUAAAAGGAAAGUUUAAGAAGCCACCACUGAAGAAAGUACGUAUGUCUGCAGAUGCCAUGCUUCAGGCUCUGCUGGGCUCCAAGCACAAGGUGAACUUGGACCUGAGAGCCAACCUGAAACAGGUGAAGAAGGAGGUCAAGGAAGAGCCCGCAGAUGCUGGAGACUGGCGUAAGAACCUUGAGGACAAGGCUGGCAUGGGUGGCAGGAAGAAGAUGUUUGAGGGUGCUAAUUAAUAAUGUCCAUCGGGAUACUGAGAUGUCACAUCUCUACUCUGAUGAUUAGUUAUGUCAGUUAUGUCAAUGAGCUAAUCUCACACACUGCUUAAUGGCCUGUCUCUGGGUCCAUCAAACUGGUAUUUGUGAUUUGGUGUCAGCAUGUCAGUCUGUGCUACUGACCAUAAGUACUCUGGGUGUGGUUCUACAAGCUUCAGUUGAACCAUUGUCAUGCACAGUCUGUCUGUAAUUUGUUUACUUUUGUCUCUUACUUUCACUCAAGCAAAAUGUGUGAUGGAUUGUUUUCUAAAAUAAAAUACUUGGAGGAAAAAUAUUUGUGUGUG
Sardina pilchardus (European sardine) is the source of this 945-nucleotide messenger RNA. Its product is annotated as troponin I, fast skeletal muscle-like. Lineage: Eukaryota; Metazoa; Chordata; Actinopteri; Clupeiformes; Clupeidae. The transcript has 7 exons. Bases 95 to 622 code for a protein of 175 amino acids. Gene Ontology annotation, biological process: skeletal muscle contraction; cardiac muscle contraction. The record is from RefSeq and is a predicted model, not a curated record. Gene Ontology annotation, cellular component: troponin complex.